AUGAAGUUCUGGAUCAAAACACUGAAGUUGCUAAACAGACUUUUUCAUCGCCCUGUCAAACGGAGAAAGAUGUACAAUUUGAAGCGUAGACGGGAGUCCGUCGCUACUGCGUACAAGAAGACAACAAAAUUCCUGACAUCGAAUACAGCUAACUUAUUAAAAAAGGUGCCGAAUACGAGGAAGUAUCGUUUACUUGCAAAAAUAGUUGACGAUCACGAAGAUAGUCAAACCAAUUCACAAGAUAAUCAAUCAGACGAAAGCAGCGAUUAUGGCGAUCGAGAACUUGAUUAUUACCUGGGAGUUAGAAAGAAAGAGAUCUACUGGAGAGACCCCGUAGGUAUAGAGCAGAUUAAAAAAGACUAUCUCCUAUACCACUGUGGUGUGACCGAAGAAGACUACGAGAAAUUGUACAAAAAGACAAUAGCAAAGCCAUCUCACGUUAUUCAACCUAGGCUCAAGCAAGUACCAUUUAAAAUUCACAGGAAGAAUAAAAAAAUAACCAUGAGGGACUCGGAAUCCUGGUGCGAGAGACGAAAUAUUUUUAAGAUAUUUGCAAACAAAUGGGACAGUGAUUCCACUUCAGAUAGUUACAGUGAAUGCGAUGAUGACGAUGAGAAUGCAGAUGGCGUCAGGAUAAAAGAAGUCUCUGAAGGCAGGCCUUGUGACAACUGUCCUGAAUUAUGUCCGGGAUUCAUUUCACAUCCGUGGAGGUAA
This is a messenger RNA of Pieris macdunnoughi, 714 nucleotides long. Lineage: Eukaryota; Metazoa; Arthropoda; Insecta; Lepidoptera; Pieridae. The record is from the annotation of a GenBank genome assembly.